Molecule: messenger RNA, 996 nt
Organism: Myotis brandtii (Brandt's bat)
Lineage: Eukaryota; Metazoa; Chordata; Mammalia; Chiroptera; Vespertilionidae
Gene: CYSRT1
Product: cysteine-rich tail protein 1
Exons: 5
Coding region: 118-996 (292 amino acids)
Source: RefSeq, a predicted model, not a curated record
CACCGGCCGAACGUUCCCCACCCCUGCCCUCCGGAGCCCACGCCUCCAACCGCUCUGGACUCUCCAGGGGCAGGGGCUGUGCUGCACGGAAAAGCAGGGGCUCUGAGGGCGCGAGUGAUGGCCACCUGCCCCUGGGGCCUGAGGACUGACCCCAGCUCCCCUCCUGGCCUCCUUCCUGGCCCAGCACGUGCCUGGCAUGUGUCGAGGCUGAGUCACCCCGGCUGGCCGUGCCCCUCAAAGCCGGGCCGUGGCCACCGCCCCCGAGAAGGAAGGGUGGGUGCCCGCUAUGCUGGAGGAGCUCGAGCCUCCUGGGAACUCGGGAACCCCAUUUUUGAGGCCCGCCCAUGGCCCCGCCCCUCCCCGGGAGGGAAAAGGGAGCCGCCAGUCGCUCAGCUCACAGGCACUGGGAGGACCAGAGGACAGACUGCGGUUGCCACUCCAGGCCGGGCCAUGGACCCCCACGAGAUGGCGGUCAAGAACCCCUACACCUACAUCAGCAUCCCCCGGGCUCACCUGCGGCCGGACCUGGAGCAGCAGCUGGGGGCAGCCCCCUGCUCCUCAGAGCUGCAGCCUCUGUCUGGGGGUGCCUGCGCCCUGGAGCCCACCCGCCUCCUCACGACAUGCCUAUCGGAGGACGUGCGGGCAGCUCCACAGCGAAGCCUGGCAUUGGCAUUGCUUCACUGCGGGUCCCUAGGGGGCCCCGGUGGCGGUGGCUCUGAUGGGAGUGUCCAGGGCUGCCUCUGGGUGUCCAUGUGUCUGUGUGGGGACCUCCUUGGGGCCUUUCGGGACGGGCACCACCCCAGGUGGCCACACACAGACCCGGUGGAGGGGCCACAGCAGCUGCUGGCGGCUCUGGGCCCAGAAUCUGCUGAGAAGACUCAGAAACCUGCUCCGCUCCUGGGCAAAGUCCCCCAGCUCGGGGAUUGGUGGGCAGGGCAGGGUGCAGGCCAGCAGGCCCCUGGGGAGACCCGGCCCGAGGGAGCUGAAGGGGAGUGA